Molecule: messenger RNA, 2173 nt
Organism: Amyelois transitella
Lineage: Eukaryota; Metazoa; Arthropoda; Insecta; Lepidoptera; Pyralidae
Gene: -w-2
Product: protein scarlet
Exons: 14
Coding region: 107-2125 (672 amino acids)
Cellular component (GO): plasma membrane
Molecular function (GO): ATP hydrolysis activity; ABC-type transporter activity; ATP binding
Source: RefSeq, a predicted model, not a curated record
UCGUGGGCAGUCGCCGUCUCGGACGGAUGCCGGUUAAAAUGUACGCGGGAACGUAAACCAGUUCGAAAUUCAAACUUUUUAGCUUUUUUAUUUUAUAAGUGUGAAGAUGAGUAAAGGAAAAAGCGGCGAUAGGGCUAAAUCUUUGAGAAAAGUCUCAAGAAAUCCGUCUACGAACAAUGCAUCCAAUGUUUCAUCUAUGGAGUCAUAUGACCUGUCCACAACCGAUAUAGUUUUAGAAGAGGCAUGGCCCAGUCGUUGUUACAAGUUUGAUCCCCUCCACCCUGAAGUGGAGGACAUCCUCGGGUCCAGCCAGUCACCGCGACCCUGUACCCUGGUCUGGAGAGACCUCAGUGUACACAUCAAAUUGAAAGAUGGAAAAUUAAAGAGACUGGUUAAUAAUGUUAGUGGAAUCGCCAAACCUGGAACGUUGGUGGCUCUUAUGGGCGCAAGUGGAGCCGGAAAAACAACAUUGAUGACAGCUUUAGCUCACCGAAGCCCUGUGGGCACCGUGAUGGAAGGUGAAAUAGCAAUGAACGGUGUAGCCAUAGGAGACUUCAUGCAUCAAGAAAGUGGGUACAUGCACCAGGAUGAGCUGUUUGUGGAAAACCUCACGGUCAUUGAACAUCUCACCAUCAUGGCUCGUCUCCGCAUGGACCGUUCAACCACGUCGUUGAUGCGCAAGCGCCGGGUGAACCAGCUUCUGAGGCAGCUCGCGCUGUAUGGAUCCAGGUACACUCGGAUUGGAGGGCUGGAUGGACGAAAGACCCUGUCUGGAGGAGAGAGGAAGAGGCUGGCGUUCGCUACUGAGCUUUUAACAGACCCAGGCCUGUUGUUCUGCGAUGAACCAACCACCGGCCUGGACUCCUCAUCAGCGCAGAAGCUGAUGUCGCUACUCCGGGCCAGUGCGGUUCAGGGCAAGACUGUCAUCUGCACCAUACACCAACCUUCUUCUGAGUUGAUGGCCCUCUUUGAUAAACUGGUGCUUUUGGCUGAAGGAAGAGUAGCCUUUGCUGGGAACGCAUCUGGAGCCUUGAACUUCUUUGAAAGUUUGGGCUACCACUGUCCCCUGACAUACAACCCUACAGACUACUUCAUCAAGGUACUGUCCCUAACUCCUGGGUCGGAGUCAGCAUCGAGGCAGGCCAUCAAGAGCAUAUGCGACCGGUUUGCAGUCAGCGACGCAGCGAAGGAAUUGGACAUGGAGAUUCACCUGGAGUUCCACUUGAGGGAUAAUGAGGAUGAGACCGUGAAACGAGACAAGGCGGACUCGUUCAAACCGCCGUUCUUCUUCAUCAAGAUGAUGUGGUUGGUGUACCGGCACGCGUUGAUCAUCAUCAGGGACCCACGCGUGCAGUUCAUAAGGAUCCUACAGAAAUUGGCUAUAGCAUUAACAGCCGGGCUCUGCUUCCUAGGCACGGCGCACCUUACCCAGUCCGGAGUGCAGGACGUCCAAGGAGCACUCUUCAUCAUCAUCGCCGAAAACACCUUCAGCCCAAUGUACUCAGUGCUCCACAUGUUCCCAGAGGAAUUCCCGCUGUUCAACCGGGAAUUGAAGGCUGGGUUAUAUUCCACGCCCGUUUAUUAUACAGCCAGGAUGAUAGCUCUGUUCCCUGGCCUGGUCGUGGAACCAACUCUGUUCACCCUGGUGGUCUACUUCAUAGCUGGUCUGCGGUCAACGGUUUACGCCUGUGGACUCACCCUAUUCCUCUCUAUUUUGGUGCUCAAUGUUGCUAUUGCCUGUGGUUCCUUCUUCUCGUGCGCCUUCGGGUCCAUGCCCGUGGCCAUCGCCUACCUCGUACCAUUUGACUACGCCCUCAUGAUGACCUCUGGACUGUUUGUUAGAUUAAGUUCAAUACCAAAAUACAUAUCCUGGAUCCGGCAUCUGUCUUGGCUGAUGUACUCCAACGAAGCUAUGAGCAUUCUCCAGUGGGACGGAGUGCAAAAUAUCACAUGUUUGGAGACGUCUCCGGGCAUGCCGUGCCUCAGUAACGGCAUGGAAGUUCUCAACAGAUACGACUUCGAAAGCGACCGCCUCUGGACUGACGUCACAGCCCUCCUGGUGCUCUAUCUGGCCUUCCAUCUCCUGGCGUUACUAGCACUCCGCCAUCGCACCAGAAGAAAAUAAUUGUCUUAUUCCUGGGUUUUAUAGUAUUUGUAUCUUUAAGGCAUAUAU